GUGUUCACCAACCCGCGCUUCCUGGUCCUAGCAUUCGCCAUGGAGCAAACCAGCAACGCCAGAGCCCACCUGCUAGAGGCAGCUCGACUGGCGAGGCUGACGGGGCGAGUGCUGGUGCUGCCACACGUGGGCAGCGGCCGCCUCUCAGUGGGGCGACAGCACCCCCUCUGCUCCUACUGGGACCUCUCCCGCCUCACCCACUCCUCCUCCUCCCCUCAUUCCUCCUCCUCCGCUCAAUCCACUCACCCCCCCUUCAACUCCUCCUCGCUCCCCCCAUCGCCCCUCCCAUGGCCCCUCCCAUCGCACCUCCCAGUUGAGUGGGUCUCGCCUGACCUCUUCCUCCUCCUCGCCCGCUCCUCCCUCCCCGCUGCACCAUCUGUCGGCUUCGUGUGUGUUGAAACACCCUCCCUCAACCGGCCCUGCUUCGAUUUCGGGGAGGUGGCAUCUGGGCUGGGUGCCAUCCUCACCUACUCCCUCGGUCAGCUUCCCACUCGUGCCAACACUCAGGUCAUUACAGUCCGCAAAGCCUCCCGAUUCCUCAAAGCCUUCCAAAAGUGGCAGCACACAGACGUGGUGGUGUGGGUGAAAACGACCUACAAGAAAAUGGCCAUCCGCCCGCCCACGUCCCUCCUCGCACCCGUCCUGCUGCCCUACCAUCCGCGCUGGCACAUACUCGCCCGCUCCAUCGCCUCUGCCCUCCCUCGCCCAUUCAUUGCGCUGCACUUCCGAUCUGAGUACAUCGCAUGGCUCGUGGGAGGGAAGCUGCAGCAGGAGCAGAAGAUAGGCAAGCAGAUGCACUGGUGCGUGGCAGAGGCGGCAAGAACCGUGCACCAGGUGCAGCAGCAGCUGUCAAGGGGGAUGGAGGCGACGCUGGCGAAGGGGAGCUUUGAGGCGCCUCCAAAGGCAGAGGCGGCAAGAACCGUGCACCAGGUGCAGCAGCAGCUCUCAAAAGGGAUGGGGGGGACUUUUGAGUCGACUCAAGAGGCGGCAAGAACCGUGCACCAGGUGCAGCAGCAGCUCUCAAAAGGGAUGGGGGGGACUUUUGAGUCGACUCAAGAGGCGGCAAGAACCGUGCACCAGGUGCAGCAGCAGCUCUCAAAUCAUACGGAAGGGACGUUAGCAAAGGGGAAAAAUUCCUCCAGUGGUGAUUCGCCUUUCCAUUACUCGAUAGCAAGCACGCCUGGGAGUUUGAAUGAGGCUUCGGGACCGUCUUGGCAUUCCCUAAGCAGCAGCAGUCCAUCGGUGUUCAUUAGCGCGGAUAUUGCCUUCGGGGCUGCUGCUGCCGCCGCUGCUCCUGCUGACGCUGCUCCUGCUGCUGCGGCUCCGGCUGCUGGCGCUGCUGCUGCUUCCAUACCCGAUACAAGCUUCCCCAGUAGGAAAACAGAGCAGAAAGUAGACGAGGAAUGGCCGGUGCGGUCAGAGUCGUGGGGGGUUAUGGUGGAGAAGUAUAGGCGAGAGCAGACCACUGGCGCAGCUUCUGAUGCGUCUCAAAAGUCAUCUGGUUUUGACACGGCUUCGAAAGCAGAGGAAGUAUGGCCGGUGCGGUCAGAGUCAUGGGGGGUUAUGGUGGAGAAGUAUGGGAGGGAGCAGACCAUUGACGCAGGGCACCGCGCCCUGCUGCAACUCAGGGCGCUUGUCGAUGGUGAUGGGGAUGACUAUAAAGGGGAUGGAGGCAUAGGCACCGCGCCGCCCCCUGCCGCAUCCCCUACUGGUGGAGCUCCCGCAUCGCGUCUCCGAGGAGGCGGUGCGGUGCCGAAGCCAAACGCUCCAUCGAUUACAUCAGCAAACAGCACCGUCAAACCUACCGGCUUUAAGCCUACCGGCCCCGAACCUACUGGCAACAAAACUAACGGCGGCAAUCCCAGUGGAGCCGGCCCCAAACCUACGGGCACCAAGCCUAACAGUGGCAGUCCCAGUCUCACCAAGCCUGUGGAAAAUAAUGACUCUACCGUCAAUUCCACGAACAAGAAGAGUCCGGCUAAGCCGGCGGAUAAGACGGCGGAUAAGACGGCGGCAAAGCCGCCGGGGGCCACGGCGCCGAGCGCGAAGAAGCCAGUGACGGUGCAGAGCAGUGCAAUUGAGAGUCAGCGGCAGCGAAUGGUCGGUGCGCGUAUCAGCGCGGCCGGGGAGGCGGGCUCCGCGUCGUGGCUGGUGCAAAACGGCGGCGCGACGUGCGACAUCUCCGUCGGCACGUGGAUUCCCAGCAGCACGCGGCCCGCUUACGCGUCCACGUGUCCGUACAUCUCGAGCAAGUUCAACUGCGUGCAGAACGGGCGGCCCGACGGUGGUUACCAGCACCUGAUGUGGCAGCCGCGCGACUGCAACAUGACACUCUUCUCCCCGCUGCACUUCGCGCUCAUGUUUCAAGACAAGACGCUCGCGCUCGUCGGCGACUCCAACGCGGAGUACCUCUUCCAGUCGCUGCGCUGCCAGCUCAGCACGGGCCUCGAAACCGAGAGCGUGAAUACGACAACGGCGGGAGCGGAGGCAUUUAGAGUGAUAAGCUCCAACACCCUCGUACUGCUCGUUGACGCGCCCUUCCUGUCCUAUGCUGCUCCUGUCGCUCCUACGCUACAGUUCAAGUCCAGUGCAUGGAACGUGCAUCUAGACGUGCUUCACCCAACUCUCCGCCAAAUCCUGCCAGACGCGCACGCCGUCAUCUUCUCGUCCGGAUCCUGGUUCAUGCCGCCCGGCCGCACAUACUACAAAAACGGCCGCCCGCUCGCCGCCCAGAUCAACGGCCUGCAGGCGCACAGUGCUGUGCUCGGCGUUCUGUCGGACUAUCUGGCUCAGCUCAGCCCGACGGGAAUUCAGCAGCUGCUGCUGGGACUGGGGAAGGUGGUUGGGGCGGGUGCGGUGGGGGAUGUGUGCUGGCAAGUGCCUGGAUCGGCACAGACCAUCGCAGGGUAUUACUAG
Molecule: messenger RNA, 2916 nt
Organism: Closterium sp. Naga37s-1
Lineage: Eukaryota; Viridiplantae; Streptophyta; Zygnematophyceae; Desmidiales; Closteriaceae
Source: the annotation of a GenBank genome assembly